Molecule: messenger RNA, 853 nt
Organism: Moneuplotes crassus
Lineage: Eukaryota; Ciliophora; Spirotrichea; Euplotida; Euplotidae
Source: the annotation of a GenBank genome assembly
UUAGGAAGAACCCUGUUUCAGAUAAAGUCUGUCACAUAUACCUGCUGAGAUAAGCUCACUCGAUGUUGAAGUAAAAAGAGAAUGACUAUCAAAGGAAAGGACUACAAAAAGUUCAGGGAUGAAUUUCCCACAAAAAUUCAAGACUGAUGAUCUAAUAAAUAAAUUGAGACUCCGUAAAGUUCUCGAGGACAGUUUUAACCCAAUCAAUCAUGAACAGAACUCAUUUGAUAGUAUCAGUGAAAGUUUGGCACUUCAACAGAACUCUAAGAAUCUGGUAGAUCAGCAAGAGACUUUACUCAAUAAUAUUGAUUCAGGAGCCCUUAACCAACGAAGUUCAAUCAAUGAAAGCUCAGAGUUCAAAUAAAUCGAAUAAAGAAGAAAGCAAAUGAUGGGAUCGCCCAGGUCCUAAUGUCGACUUUAUCAGAAGCGAAGAUCAAUGGAAUUCUGAACAACAAGAGAAUUAUUUUUCAAGUACAAUCCAGCGUGAUAAAAACCUGAAUAUUCUAAGGCAUAACGAGGCUGCAUGGAAAUCACGAACAGAAAAUAAUCAUUCCUCUUUGUCAAACCAUCCAAACUACGGUGGUUUUUCGUUACAAAGCCAUAGUAAUAACAUUCCGAAGAGUACGCUCGUCCACAAAUCAAUUCUGGAAGAAAACAAGAGCCAGGAUGACCAUGAAGACAUUCUAAAUAACAGAUUGAUCGAUGAGCUGAUGCAGGACCCUAUAGAAGUAUUUGAGUUCUCUGUUUCAGAGCCUCAAAAUGCAGUGGUAUCUCCUAAAUUUCUCCAUCCGCCUUCCAAAUCUCUAAAUUAGUUAAACUAGUGUAAUAAAAAUCUUAAAUUUCUGGUCUUUCA